Messenger RNA from Leishmania mexicana MHOM/GT/2001/U1103, 1887 nucleotides. Its product is annotated as putative peroxisome targeting signal 1 receptor. Gene Ontology annotation, cellular component: peroxisomal membrane; cytosol. Lineage: Eukaryota; Euglenozoa; Kinetoplastea; Trypanosomatida; Trypanosomatidae. Gene Ontology annotation, biological process: protein import into peroxisome matrix, docking. Gene Ontology annotation, molecular function: protein binding. The coding region runs from base 1 to 1887 and encodes 628 amino acids. The transcript has a single exon. The record is from RefSeq and is a predicted model, not a curated record.
AUGGACUGCAACACCGGAAUGCAGCUGGGGCAGCAGUUCUCGAAGGAUGCCAUGAUGAUGCAUGGUGGCGUGCCCAUGAGCGGCGCCAUGUCGGAGCAGGAUACUCUGAUGAUGAGCGCGCAGGUGGCAGGCGCCAACCCCAUGAUGACGGCUCAGUGGGCACAAAAUUUUCAGCAGCAGCAGGCGAUGCAAGCGAUGCGGCAGCAGCACGAGAUGGAGCAGGCAUUUCAGAACUCGCAGCAGCAGCAACAGCAAGCUACUGUUGCGCAGAGUGGACAAAUGCUUGGCAUGGCUGGGCCGCCGCAGCAGCAGUUUAUGGCGCAGCAGCAGCAAGCAUCCAUGAUGAAUGCCGCUAUGAUGAGCCAGGGGAUGGUGGCGGCUAACAUGGGUUUUGGUAUGAUGAUGCCACGCACGCAGUAUCAGCCGUUGUCCAACCUGUCCGCACUGCAACCCAAGCAGCAGCAGCCGCCCCUUGUCAACCUCGCACCAGCGGCGCAGGACUCGGCGUGGGCGGACCAGCUCAGCCAGCAACAAUGGAGCACCGACUACUCGCAGGUGCAGACCUUCAGUGCACCAGGGAUGGAGGACAAGACAGUGGAGGAGCGCAUAAAGGAUAGCGAAUUCUACAAGUUCAUGGACCAGGUCAAGAAUAAGGAGGUUCUGAUCGACGAGGAGAAGGGCGAGCUGGUGCAGGGCCCCGGCCCCGAGGUGGGGGUGCCAGAGGAUGCGGAGUACCUUCGUCACUGGGCCGAGAUGGAGGGGCUGAACAUGCCGGAGAGCGUCUUCCAGCCGCCUCCACUGGCGAGCGCGAUGACGUCUCCGGAGAACGGGGACCCGGACGCGUACGUCAAGGAGAUGGAUAUGGCCGAGAACGACGUCGAAGACUGGGCGCAGGAGUAUGCGGAGAUGCAGGGGCGCCUGCAGAAGGCGACGAACAGCACCGACUACCCCUUCGAGCCAAACAACCCGUACAUGUUCCACGACUUUCCGUUCGAUGAGGGGAUGGAGAUGCUCCAGCUCGGCAACCUUGCCGAGGCCGCUCUCGCUUUCGAGGCCGUUUGCCACAAGGACAGCAGUAAUGAGAAGGCAUGGCAGAUUCUCGGAACGACGCAGGCGGAGAACGAGAAGGAUGGGCUGGCCAUCAUCGCGCUAAACAAUGCCCGCAAACUGAACCCCUGCAACCUCGACGUUCACGCCGCGCUGAGCGUGUCGCACACGAACGAGCGCAACGCCGACGCCGCCAUGGACUCGCUGAAGGCGUGGCUCGUAAAUCAUCCCGAGUAUGAGCAGCUCGCCUCCGUCUCUAUCCCGCCUGACGCGGAGCUCGACGUGCAGGAAACGUUCUUCUUUGCCGACCCCUCCCGCAUGCGGGAGGCCCGCACCCUCUACGAAGCUGCCAUCGAGAUGAAUCCGAGCGACUCCCAGCUUUUCACGAAUCUCGGCGUGCUGCACAACGUGGCACAUGAGUUCGACGAGGCCGCCGAGUGCUUCCGCAAGGCGGUCGCGCUGAACCCCGAUGACCCAAAGAUGUGGAACAAGCUCGGCGCCACCCUGGCGAACGGCGGCCACCCUGACCAGGCACUGGAGGCGUACAAUCGCGCUCUGGACAUCAACCCAGGCUAUGUACGGGCCAUGUACAACAUGGCAGUGGCGUACAGCAACAUGUCGCAGUACGACAUGGCCGCUCGUCAAAUUGUCAAGGCGAUCGCGUCGCAGCAGGGCGGCACGAAGCCCAGCGGCGAGGGCUCCAUCAUGGCAACACGCAACAUGUGGGACCUUCUGCGUAUGACGCUGAACCUCAUGGACCGCGAUGACUUGGUGCAGUUGACAUACAACGAGCAGUUGGAGCCGUUUGUGAAGGAGUUCAAACUCGAGGGCCACGUCUAA